Molecule: messenger RNA, 3828 nt
Organism: Neomonachus schauinslandi (Hawaiian monk seal)
Lineage: Eukaryota; Metazoa; Chordata; Mammalia; Carnivora; Phocidae
Gene: DNAI4
Product: dynein axonemal intermediate chain 4
Exons: 17
Coding region: 204-2639 (811 amino acids)
Biological process (GO): cilium movement
Cellular component (GO): axonemal dynein complex
Molecular function (GO): dynein heavy chain binding; dynein light chain binding
Source: RefSeq, a predicted model, not a curated record
CUCCGCCUCCGCCCUCCUCCUCGGUCUCCAGCCGCCAGCCAACCGCGCGGCCGCUUGUUGAGCCCGGGCUCCUCCGUCUCCAUGACGCCCGGCAAACAUUCCCGAGCCUCAGCCGGAGCCGCUAACGCCUGGGGUUGGGGUACAGGGACGCCAGAAGCAGCUAGGGAAGGGGGUGGCCGACCACUCCACAGCCUGUCGCCACCAUGCCCAUCUCUCCAGUAAACAGCCGCAAGCAGCAGAACCUCUGGUUGAGCGUUGGCCCACAGCCAAAGAAAUCUAUUAGCUUUACUAACACAGUAAAAGGAGGUCAAACAAAAGGAUAUGUUGGUGCAAACCAAAGCAGAAUGGCUAUGUCAAAAACCUUGACGGUUCUACCUGAGAUAAAAACAGAAAAAAUGAAUAUCUCUACCCCAAGGACAGUCAUACAGGUAAUUAAUGUACUUGGAGUUGAUGUUACUCCCCGACCUCUUUACCAUCAAGACACACAUAUGGGUGCAGCAAAGCCAAGUAAAUUAUUGACAUCACAAGAAGGAUCAUAUGCAUCAGAAUAUAUAUCUUCCUAUAGCCUGUAUCAGAAUACAAUAAAUCCUAGUAUGUUAGGGCAGUUGACAAGGUCAGUUUUAGGAAGCAGUACAGUUUCUAAAUCAAGUGUAUCUACUACUGAAUCAAUAGCAGAAGACCUAGAAGAACCAUCCUAUAAACGGGAAAAACUGAGUAGUUUUACAGACUUACGAGUUGUGAGGGCAACACCUGAGAAAAUUGUAACAAAAGAAGACCUACAAAAGACAAUAGAGAUAACACUCACAGAGACGGAAACACUGAGAUUUUUUAACCUACCAACAGUCAUGGUUUCUGUGGAAUCUGAAGAAGCUGAGAAGGUCAUUCGGAGAAACAAGAAUUAUGAGACCCUUUGUAGAAAUAGAUUAGGCAAUGACUUAUAUGUUGAAAGGAUGAUGCAGACUAUUAAUGGAGCUCCAAAGAACAAAGAGGUUCAAUGUGACAAAAUCGUAAAGGAAGACAAAGGUGUAAUGUCCAGUACUUGGGAUUUGUAUGAUUCUUAUAAUGCUAUCGAGUUUUCAUCUUUACCAGCAAAACAAUCUAUGCUUGAAUCAAGCAGUAAAGCAAUUGUACCUUCUAAAGAUCGAGAACAAAGAGUACCAGGGAGUACUAUAGACAAAAAUAGUGAAGCUAGUUCUUUAAUGGAUAUAGAAAAUGUAAUUCUGACUAAAAUCCAUGAUGAUGAAGAAGAUCACUCAGAGUCAAUAAUGAAAUCUGACAAGUUUCGUCAGGAUUUAUUUUUUAUGGAACGAGUUCUAAUGGAAAAUUUAUUUCAGCCUAAACUUGCAGCUUAUCGUCAGCUUCCUAUUUUAAAAGAACCAGAACCUGAAGAACCUGAAGAUUUUUUAGAAGGUGAAAAACUUGAACAAGAGACAGAGGAAGAGGUUAAGAAGGAAGAGGAAGAAGAAAUAGAAAUAGGUACAGAACAGUCAACAAUACCAGCCAAUUUGGAACGACUUUGGUCCUUUUCCUGUGACUUAACCAAAGGUCUUAAUGUGAGCAGCCUUGCCUGGAAUAAAACAAAUCCUGAUCUUUUGGCUGUUGGCUAUGGGCACUUUGGAUUUAAAGAGCAAAAAAGAGGAUUGGCUUGCUGCUGGUCAAUAAAGAAUCCUAUGUGGCCAGAACGCAUUUAUCAGAGUCCAUAUGGAGUGACUGCUGUGGAUUUCUCAAUUGGAGCACCUAAUCUUUUAGCAGUUGGCUAUCACAGUGGCACCAUUGCCAUUUAUAAUGUGCAGAGCAACAGUAAUGUUCCGGUUCUGGAUAGUAGUGAAUCACCUCAAAAACAUUUGGGACCUGUAUGGCAACUACAAUGGAUAGAACAAGAUCGAGGGACAACAGGUGAUGACAAAAGAGAAAUACUCGUUUCUAUAUCAGCAGAUGGAAGAAUCUCCAAAUGGGUUAUACGGAAAGGACUAGACUGUCAUGAUUUGAUGCGUUUGAGGCGAACUACUGCUAGCAGCAGCAAAAAGGGAGGGGAAAAGGAAAAAAAAGGUGAAGCUCUGAUAUCUCGACAGGCUCCUGGAAUGUGUUUUGCUUUUCAUCCUAAGGAUACAAAUAUCUAUUUGGCUGGCACUGAAGAAGGUCAUAUUCACAAAUGCUCUUGUUCGUAUAAUGAACAAUACCUUGAUACCUACAGGGGACAUAAGGGCCCAGUGUAUAAAAUAGCAUGGAAUCCAUUUUGUCAUGAUGUGUUCUUAAGCUGUUCCGCAGAUUGGAGUGUUAUUAUAUGGCAACAGGAGAACACUACGCCAUUUUUGAGCUUUUAUCCAACCACUUAUGUUGUUUACGAUGUUGCCUGGUCUCCAAAAUCCUCCUAUAUAUUUGCAGCUGCAAAUGAGAGCAGAGUGGAGAUUUGGGACCUUCAUGUCAGCACUUUGGAUCCUCUCAUUGUGAAUGUUGCUAACCCUGGAAUCAAGUUCACAACUGUUCUCUUUGCCAAACAAACAGAUUGCCUUCUAGUGGGUGACAGUGAUGGACAGGUUGCUGUGUAUGAACUAAGAAACAUGCCCUCUGCUUUGGAUUCUGGCCGGGGAGAUAUAAUAGAUACUUUGCUUGGACCCAAGUCAAACCAACAAGGAUAAUUCAUCAUUACUAAUAUUUUCUCUUGUUGAUGUUUAAAGAAAAAGAAACAGUAUUUAAUGUCCAGUAAUCCAAUUUGUAUGCAGUAAGCUGGGAUUUUGAUGUUAGAAAAUGAUAUUUGAUGUAUAACCUCUAUUUUAACUUAACAAAUUUAAUACUUUUAUUUCAGAGAUAUGUGAUUAGUUUGAGAUCUAGGCUAAUUAUAAGAGUUCUGUUGGGAUUUUCUUAAUAUUUUUAGUCAUAUUCCAAGUACAUAUAACUACAUAUGUGUACUUAUGAAAUAUCCAAAUAGGUUAGAAAAUUAUUAUUCCAUUAGAAGCAAAGCUUGGAAAUUAUUAGAAUUACUUAGACCAAAAAUCUUUACAAGAUGAAGUUCCAUAGACUUUUAAAUCUUCUGCUUUCCAAGAUCUAUCUUCCAGAGUUUAUGAAUUAUGCAUGUCUUAGUGUUAUGAGAAUAUUGGAUUCUCACACCCAACUUUAAAUCAGAAUUUUAUCCUCUUAGAUUUGAGAGCUGAAGCUAUGAAACUUUAUUAGACUAUUUGACAAGGAAAAGACAUGACAGAAAAUGUUGAAAUUGCAUUGUUUAGCCACCAGGCAUCACACUCCCAAUUCAGUGAGAAGAGUUAGUCUGGGACACAUGGGAGCACCCUCCUCUGCAUGCCCAAAAUCUGCUCUGGGUUUUAAGCCCCGACUUGAGUGGGCCCAGAGAGAAAAUAGAAAGUCCUUGCUCUAUAGUUGGCAUCAGGAUGUUAUCUUAUGAAGGGUUCUAGAGCUAGCUUGUGGAUACAGGAGGAGUGGGAGGUAGCAACUCCCCCAGACAGAUUGCUAACAGCCUAUCCCAUGCUGUUUGUUAGAACAAGUCCUGCGUUUUGUUAACUGAGGCCAUAGGACAGUAUGACCUGUUUUGUAAAGCAUUCUAAGUGGAGAGGAGAGGAUAAGGCAUUUGAAACUCACUAAACUCUCUGGAAAAAAAGUAUGUGUAAAACUAAGAAUGGAAUCUGUGCAACAGUAGAAACUGCCUUUUAUAAGUGUCCACUUCUUCACAAUCUCCUUUUCUUUGGAGCCAUCCUUUAAACAAAAGUAAGGUGAUUCUCAGGUGGAUUGAGAGCUUAGAUCAGGUAAUAAGAAUUAUAAAUUUUCUGCUGAUAUAAAUCAUUGUGGUUUAUCUCUUUGUCUUUCUGAAAGGUUGGA